CGCCCGGCACCGCCGGCUGCAUAUUUAGAACCGCACACUUCCCGGCUUGAGGUGUCGAGCGCAGGCUGGAGAUGGCCAGAAAACACUUCUUUCCUAGUCUGAGCGCUGCGCUGCUGGCCGGCCAGUUCCUCUGCGUCCUUGCAAAGCCUUGGACCCGAAGCACAGCCUCGCCCAUAUUGUCUGCGCCAAAUCACAUUGUUCCCGACUAUGUGACAAAAUACGCGCCGCUUGUGUGGCUACACUCAGAUGAUCCUUUCCGGCCAUCAGAUCUGCUCGAACACAUUCGUCACACAACUCCUGCAGUCAACCAGAGCUUUGUCCCCGAUCUGCCAGAACUGAACCUCGAUAACCUCGCCCUCCUCAACAAUAUUAGUAGUGAAACAGUCGCUCUGACCUCCAAUGACGAUGUUACAACUCUGCCGGCAUGGCUCUACGGCCAUGAUCCCGACGAAUCCGGGAAGAUUGCAAAUGCAACGCCUUGUGUUGUGAUCCUCGUCGAACGAAGUCCCCGAGACGUUGACGCCUUUUUCUUCUAUUUUUACUCAUACGAUCGAGGCGCAAAUAUCACGCAGGUGGUGGAACCUCUAAACCGCCUGAUAGAAGAUACUGAGCAUGGGAUGCAUUUUGGAGACCACGUCGGUGACUGGGAACACAACAUGAUACGAUUCCGCGAUAGCAAGCCCACUGGUAUCUACUACAGCCAGCAUGCCGGUGGUGCUGCUUAUGACUGGAACGAUAUGACACUUUCUAUGAAAAGUGGGCGGCCUCUUGUGUUCAGCGCAUACGGAUCGCACGCGAAUUACGCUACUUCUGGCGAUCACAUCCAUGAUUCGGCCUUGAUCGACUAUUGUGAUGCCGGCAAACUGUGGGAUCCAGCCCUCUCGGCAUACUUCUAUCACCUUGACCCAGCCAAUUUUAGACUAACGCGCCUGUUUACCUCGAUAUCCAACACCACGGUUGCGUCCAACAUGACAUCCUUCUUCUACUACACCGGCAUGUGGGGCGAUGCCCAAUAUCCGGAUUCUGAUGAUCGACAAAAGACAGUUCCAAAGUUUGGUCUAAAGCGAUUUGUAUCUGGCCCACAAGGCCCCAUUGUCAAAAAUCUCGUACGAAAAGGACUUAUGCCCGACGAACGUGAAAAGAAAACGUGGAUGCAGUGGGGUGUUGGCAUUUUCAUGUCAUGGUACCCGUGCUGUAUACGAGGGUACAGAGUCUGGGUGUCUGUCGCAGUGAUUAUAGGAUUUAUAAUCUUGACCGUGUUUGGAGUAAGGCAUGGAGUGAAGAAGUACAGGAGGACGAAGGGAUACCAAAAACUAGACACAGAGAUUCCAUUACGCGACAUGAACCAUAACAGUGAGGACGAUGCUGGCUUGCAUCGCAACCAAUCCAACUAGAAGGAAUAGAUUAAAGAACAAUAUGAUAAAAACAUUCGAUAUCUGUUAUAUGGC
Messenger RNA from Trichoderma asperellum CBS 433.97, 1448 nucleotides. RefSeq lists its product as uncharacterized. NCBI's taxonomy places the organism in Eukaryota, Fungi, Ascomycota, Sordariomycetes, Hypocreales, Hypocreaceae. The record is from RefSeq and is a predicted model, not a curated record.